Caenorhabditis angaria is the source of this 1136-nucleotide messenger RNA. The record is from the annotation of a GenBank genome assembly. Lineage: Eukaryota; Metazoa; Nematoda; Chromadorea; Rhabditida; Rhabditidae.
AUGUCGGAAAUAUUAAACUACGUUGAAAAUUUUCAACUGUUUGGAGCAUGUUUAUCAUUGACAUCAAAUCCAAUAAUUAUAUUUUUAUUGGUUUUCCAAGCUCCGUCAAGUUUUGGAAGUUAUAGAUAUCUUAUGAUAAGCUACACAAUUAUCGAAAUAAUUUAUUCGUUUUCUUUUUAUUUUUCGGAUAUGUCAGCUCACAGUACAAAUACUUCUUAUGUUUUAUUCCGAAAGAAUAGUGGAUUGAACAGAACAAUUGAAGAAGUUUUCCUACGUGGGUUUAGUUUCACUUUGAUUUAAAAUCAAAUAUUAUUUUUAGUCCAAUUUUGUGUGAUGUACAUCACAUUAAUCGGUCUUCUUUGUGUUCAUUAUGUCUAUCGAUAUAUUGUUAUCUGCCAAAGUUCACUACUUCCCAAAAUAUUUUCCAAAUUCAAGACUUUCACCUGGGUGUUUGGUUGUCAAAUAAUUGGAAUUGUUUUUGGAAUUUGGAAAUAUAUUCUAUUCAAAGAAACUGAUUACACAACAAACAUACUUCGUCAUGAUAUCCAAAAAUAUUAUAACCUUUCGAUGGAACAAAUAAUCUAUAAUGGACCAGUUUACAGAGUUUUUGAAAAUCCAAAUUCAGUCAAAACUCCAAAUUCAUCUAUUCUAGGAAUGUCAAUUAUUAUUGCAUUGAUGGUAGGAAUUUAUAACAUUGAAAUAAUAUUAUCUAAAUUUUUUCAGUUUACAUCUUUUACGACAAUGAUUGUCUGCGGAUACAAAUGUUGUUCUAAAAUCGAAACGAAUAUUUUCCUGAGUUCUCGUGCAAAAUCUGUCCAAAAACAACUUUUUGUUGCUCUUCUUGUACAAUCUUUGAUUCCAAUUAUUUUCAUGUAUAUUCCAGUUACUCUUCUUUUUCUCUCUCCAGCUUUCGGGAUUGGUUUUGGUAUUUAUGCAAACAUAAUAAUGAUUUGCCUUUCAAUUUAUCCACCGAUUGAUCAAUUUGUUAUUAUUUUUGUUAUUCAAGAUUUUCGGCAAACAAUUAGAAGUUUGUGAUUUUUAGAUUAGCUGCCUUAACAUAUAUCUUAAUUUUUUCAGAACGGAUCUGCUGUGGAUACAGUAUCACAAUCAAAAAGAAAUAUUCUGAUUCGCCAUAA